AUGGUCAGCGUAUCAGGAUUGGAGCUCAUUCCCCAAGGCACGGCCUAUGGCCUGCUUGUCGGGCUUGGCGUACUUUUCUGCGCGGUCAUUCUCAUCGCCAUCAAGAUCCAGAAAGCCUACCUAUCUGAGGACUCUGGAACGUCCGAGAUGUUUAUGGUCGCCAAUCGUUCCGUCGGGGUGGGACUGACAGCGUCUGCUGUGUUUUCGUCUUGGAUGUGGAUCAACGAAACAGUCUUUGCAGCGGCAAUGUGUUACCGGUAUGGAUUGGCAGUCCCUUUGUGGUGGGGCUCCGGAUUAUGUUUCCAGAUUGCGCUGAUGGCAGCACUCGGUGUCCUGGCCAAGAUCCGAGUACCUUACGCGCAUACAUCUUUGGAAAUCAUACGAAUGCGCUACGGAAAAGUUGGCCAUAUCGUGUUCAUUAUACUCAAUCUCGUGAACAAUGUAUUUGGAUGCGCAUCUAUGAUCCUAACAGGAUCGCAACUCAUUUACGGUGUAUCCGGCAUGCAUUUUGUUGCCGCCACAAUCCUCAUCCCUCUUGGAGUCGUGUUAUACACGGCGGUUGGCGGGCUAAAAGCCACGUUCCUCACCGAUUAUCUUCACACACUCGUGGCUCUGAUACUCAUAAUCUACUUCACUCUCACCAUUUUGACGCACGACGCUGUUGGUGGGCUUUAUGGAUUAUAUGAGAAGGUCAUGGCCACCGCUGCAGAGAACUAUAUACCUGGCAAUUAUCAAGGGUCUCUUUUAACGAUGAAAUCCAGAGAUGCCAUUAUUUGGGGACUUAUCCUGAAGUUUGGUAAUCUGGCUCUUGUUGUAAUGGACACCGCUUUCUGGCAAAAGUCUUUCGCCACUGAAGUGAACGCCACUGUGCCGGGUUACAAUCUAGCCGCUUUCGCGAUCUUCGGAAUACCUUGGGGCUUGGGAACCGUGAUCGGAUUGACGGCACGCGCAAUCCACAACACCCCCAUCUUCCCAACCUAUCCGGGGGAGUUCACCAGCGCCCAGGUCAAUGCUGGUUUCGUCAUGCCUUAUACAGUCAAGGCUCUCAUUGGCGACAAGGGAAUCGUAGCUUUCUUCGUGCUGCUAUUUAUGGCGCUGACUAGCACGGUAUCGUCCUCGAUGAUCGCAGUUAGCAGUAUCUUGUCAUUCGAUAUCUACAAGACGUACUUGAACCCGAAGGCUUCCGACAAACGUCUUGUAAAGGUCAGUCAUAUAGCAGUCAUCAUUCAUGGCAUCUUCAUCACUGCUGUAGCACUGGCUUUGAAUUAUGGAGGCGCGGACAUGACUUGGAUCGGUUACUUCCGACCCAUCAUAGCGUGUCCGGGAAUCAUCCCGCUAGCACUCACUUUGCUCUGGUCCGGUCAAACCAGACUGGCAGCUGUGGCAUCACCAAUCCUUGGGUUUCUCACGGGACUGAGCAUUUGGCUCGGCACAGCUAAGGCAUUGUACGGUGUUAUCAAUAUGACGACAACGGAGGCCAGUCUUCCCGCUCUUUAUGGUGCGAUUGGGUCUUUCUUCUCUCCGGCUCUAUACUCUGUUGUCAUUUCACAAUUUGGACCGGAACAAUUCGACUGGCGUAUAUUUCUACGCAUCGAGCUGGUAGAAGAGGCUCAAAUUCACCAUACAACCCCGGAGUCAGAGGGUACACUGACCGAUGAGAAGUUCGGGGAUAACGAGACCGGCGCUGUGGAACCUUCCAGGGCAGUGCUGAAGACACCCGUCGCUGGCGUGACGGAUCCCGCAAACGACCUGGAAAAACACCGAGCGGGCGCCCAGCUAGCCGGUGCAGUUGCCGAUGUCCCAUCCUCGUCAUCGUCCUCCGCCAAGAUCAGCCUGGACGAUGUGCGGCACCCUUUCGACGAGGGCACGCUGCGCGAGCUGCAUCGGUGGCAGCGGAUCGCCUGGAUCAUGUUCGUCUUCGUCGUUUUGGUGACCUUUGUGCUCUGGCCUAUGCCGCUCUACCGGGACUAUGUCUUUACUAGGACCUUCUUCUCGAGCUGGACCGCGGUAGCGAUAUUCUGGCAGUUCUUCGCCUUCGCCGCCGUCGUCAUCUACCCGCUGUAUGACGGGCGGCACGAAAUCACGAAGGGUGUAAGAGGCGUUUGGAAAGCGACGAGCUCUUUUUUCGGCAGACGAGGGUAA
Messenger RNA from Truncatella angustata, 2142 nucleotides. RefSeq names its product Sodium:solute symporter family-domain-containing protein. Gene Ontology annotation, biological process: urea transmembrane transport. The record is from RefSeq and is a predicted model, not a curated record. Lineage: Eukaryota; Fungi; Ascomycota; Sordariomycetes; Amphisphaeriales; Sporocadaceae. The transcript is spliced from 6 exons. Gene Ontology annotation, molecular function: urea transmembrane transporter activity. The coding region runs from base 1 to 2142 and encodes 713 amino acids. Gene Ontology annotation, cellular component: plasma membrane.